Messenger RNA from Ascoidea rubescens DSM 1968, 1140 nucleotides. RefSeq names its product acetate uptake transporter family protein. The record is from RefSeq and is a predicted model, not a curated record. The transcript has a single exon. Bases 259 to 1008 code for a protein of 249 amino acids. NCBI's taxonomy places the organism in Eukaryota, Fungi, Ascomycota, Saccharomycetes, Ascoideales, Ascoideaceae. Gene Ontology annotation, cellular component: plasma membrane. Gene Ontology annotation, molecular function: acetate transmembrane transporter activity.
AUUUUGCUUUAUUCUUCACUCCAUUCAACUUUUCACUGUUCUCUGAUCUUGUCUUUGAGCAUAUCUUCUGAUGUCGCUCCGUUUUCUCUUUGCGUUUUUCAUUAUAAAUACCUUUCCACUUUCUUCGUUUUUCAUUUCUUUCUUCUUCUCAUCAUCUCACAAUCAAUCAUUCUAAUAGCCAAUACUUGUUAGCUACUUACCUCAUCCCAACCCGACUUUACUCUAUUCAACCCAACUCUUUCACUCUCAUCUUCUAAAAUGGAAAAACAAUUAUCUCCAACUGAUUCUGAACACCACCCAGUUACCGUCUCUGGAUUAAACAAUGAAUACAUCCACAUUGGCCAAACUAAAGUCAGAAAAGAUGAACUAUUAAGCGCCUUUGGUGGUUCUUUAUACACUGGUGUUACUGCUCCUCCAACUCACAAAUUUGCCAACCCUGGUCCUUUAGGUCUCUCUGCUUUUGCUUUAACUACUUUUGUUCUAUCCAUGUUCAAUGCUAGAGCCAUGGGCAUCACAAACAACAAAGUCGUUGUUGGUUUAGCCUUUUUCUACGGUGGUUUUAUCCAAUUGUUAGCAGGUAUGUGGGAAAUUGCUAUUGAAAACACCUUCGGUGGUACUGCUUUAUCCUCCUAUGGUGGUUUCUGGAUGGCCUGGGCUGCUAUUCAAACUCCUGCUUUUGGUAUCGCUUCCUCUUAUGAUGACAAAGUCGAAUUUUACAAUGCUCUUGGUUUCUUCUUAUUAGGCUGGAGUAUCUUCACUGCCAUGCUAACCCUCUGUACCCUCAAAUCAACUCUCGCCUUCUCCGGAAUGUUUGCUCUUUUGACUGUCACCUUUAUCUUAUUGACCAUUGGUGAUUUCACUCGUAACACAAACUUCACUAGAGCUGGUGGUAUCUUGGGUGUCAUUGUCGCUUUCAUGGCCUGGUACAAUGCUUUUGCUGGUAUUGCCACUCCUCAAAACUCAUACAUCACCAUCAAACCAAUCUACUUGCCAGGUGGUAAAGCUUAAGUUUGUUCUUAUCUUUAGUUUGUUAUUUUUAUCAGUUUUUUUUCUUUUCGAUUUUUAUGUUUCCCCGUUUUUACUUUUAACGCUCUUUUCUUCAUGCUCUUAAUUCCAUACAUUUCAAAACUAUAUUCAUAU